This is a messenger RNA of Monodelphis domestica (gray short-tailed opossum), 1795 nucleotides long. The record is from RefSeq and is a predicted model, not a curated record. Lineage: Eukaryota; Metazoa; Chordata; Mammalia; Didelphimorphia; Didelphidae.
UUUAUUUUUAUUCAAGUAAAGAUCGAAAAUUUUCUUGUUCAAGAAGCUUGUUUACAGUUUUUAAUCUUCUCUGUGAAAAAAUGAUGCAAAGAAGAGUCAAGAACCUCGAUUUAUUUUCUUGUCAAAUAGACAAAGGUGACAGUGAACUGGGGCUUUGUACUUGUAUCUUCUUUGAUCCAGCAGAUGAGGAUGGAAAGGAACCAGGGGUUUUUAUAACUGAAAUUAUUGAAGGAGGUGCAGUUCACAAACUUGGAUGUAUCCGUGUAUUUGACCAGAUUAUUAAAAUAGGCGACAUCAAUCUAAUUGGAUUGGAUGAAGGAGAAAUCGUCUCUACUUUUAAAAAAAUGGACGAUUCUCCUUUCCAGAUUGAAAUUGGACGCGAACCACCUGAAGUGAAGUCAGAACUUAUCGAACUCCUCGAGUUGUCAGAGGAAAGGAAGAAAUAUUUUUUUAAGGAUUCGCUCAUAGUUCAGGAAAAAAUUGGAGAUAUCACAAUUGUGAGAGGACAAGCAAGUAUUUAUAGAACACCAAGAGAACCAUGGUACUGGAUGGCCAGUGACCUGAAAUUUGGUAUUGGGGCACUGAAAAUAUUAAUAGAAUUAGAUGAGGAAUGUAGAAAAGACUUCCAAGCGAUCUUUCACCAGGCUAACAUUUUUCAAGACAAAUAUAAAGACAUGAACACAUACAAAGUGAAUAUGGAACAGAAACCUGAUGAAUCAAAUAAAGAAGGCACAUUUUUACCAUUGGCCCCAGAAGAAGAAUUAUUACUAGAACAAUUUAAAAUAAAACCUAACGAGAUAAAAAAUGAAGAUUUAUCACCAGGGCAAUUAUUAGGCCAAGGGGAUUUCAAUUCAGGUGAGAAAAAUGAGGCCUGGAGAAGAUAUUCAGAUAAUUACCUUCCCAGCUGUGACUUCAUGGCUUCUGGCUCUAAAAUCAAGAACAUAGAGACCCCAAUAAAAAAAGAAAAAGAAGAAGAAGAAAUAGUAGUGGAGGAAGAGAUUAUUAGCACUGGAAAACCUACAGAUGGAAAGGCUAAAAAGAGAUUUUCCUGGUUCCGCAAUAUCAAAGAAUGCAAGCUGUGGAACUUCUUUCAUUUUAAAAAACAUGACAAACAAGUAAAGAAUGUGCACAAGUGGGAAGAAAUUGAUCAAGAGGUAUUGGAUGAUUACUGUCCUUAUUCUACUGAAGCCCCUAAAACAUUGCCAACAGAGUGGACAAAUAUUGAAGUUGGUAAUUGGUUAUGGAGCAUUGGAAUGGAGGAGUAUGUUGUAAAAUUUUAUUGUAAAGGAAUAAAUGGUGAAAAACUCCUUACACUGGACAAUCACUCGCUAAAAGACAUCGAAGUCAACAGGAAGAAAGACCGCCAGAAAAUACUUAAGGCUAUUAAGAAAGUUAGAGAUUUUUGGGAAAAAAAUCAUCAUUUCGUCCUACUAUAGAAAUUGAUGGAAAAAAGACACAGAACCUGAAAGAUAUGGCAAAAAUGGAAAAAGCAAUUACUUUUGUUAUAUUUACUUUUCAUCACUUUACUUCUAUGUUACUUUUGUUAUAUGAACUUUUAAGGAAUUUUACUUCCAUGUUACUUUUGUUAUAUGAACUUUUAAGGGAUUUUACUUCCAUAUUACUUUUGUUAUUAUUAACUUUUAAUCAUUUCACUUCUAUGUUACUUUUGUUAUAUGAACUUUUAAGGGAUUUUACUUCCAUGUAACUUUUGUUAUAUUUACUUUUAAGGGAUUUUACUUCCAUGUUACUUUUGUUAUAUGAACUUUUAAUCAUUUAUUACUGUUAUUUUUGUUAU